AUGUUUAUAACAAAUAUAACCACAGACAGUGGAUUCCUCCUUAUGGGCUUUUCUAGCAACCGUGAGCUACAAAUCUUACAUGCUUUGCUUUUCUUGGUGAUGUACAUUUUGGCCUUAGCAGGAAACCUCAUCAUUAUCACCAUCACAAUUCUGGACCAACAACUCCAACACCCUAUGUAUUACUUCUUGAGACAUCUGUCCUUUCUGGACCUCUCCUUCAUUUCUGUCACAGUCCCACAGUCCAUUGACAAUUCACUGAUGGAUGACGGCUAUAUUUCCCAGUGCCAGUGUAUACUUCAGGUAUUUUUCUUCACAUCGUUAGCCUGGGCAGAAGUGGCCAUUCUCACAGUGAUGUCUUACGACCGCUAUGCCGCCAUCUGCUUUCCACUCCACUAUGAGGUCAUCAUGACACCUCGAACCUGCGUGUGGGCAGUGACAGCCGUUUGGCUAAGCGGAGGCGUUUCUGGAAUAUUGUACACAGCGACCACCUUCUCUAUCACAUUCUGUAGGACCAAAAUAAUCCACCAGUUCUUCUGUGACAUCCCACAGUUGCUGAAGCUCUCCUGCUCCAACGAUUACCUGGGCGUUGUUGGCGUGGCUGCUUUCAUGUCCGUGAUGGCUCUCAUCUGCUUCACCUCCAUAGUCCUUUCCUAUGUUCACAUCUUCUCUACAGUUCUGAGAAUCCCCUCUGCCGAGGGUCGGGCCAAGGCCUUCUCUACCUGCUUACCCCACCUCUUCGUUGUGUCAUUUUUUCUCUCCACAGGCACCUUUGAAUUUCUAAAACCACCUUCAGAUUCUCCAACUGCUUUUGACAUUCUGAUUUCUAUUUUUUAUACAGUAUUGCCCCCAACACUCAAUCCUAUUAUCUAUAGCUUUAGGAAUGAGGCCUUGAAAGGAGUUUUAAGAAAACUACUGUUAGGUGGAGAAUUCACCAAGAAAAGUUUUUUGUCCUGUUGA
This is a messenger RNA of Condylura cristata (star-nosed mole), 957 nucleotides long. RefSeq names its product olfactory receptor 14J1-like. The record is from RefSeq and is a predicted model, not a curated record. The transcript has a single exon. Gene Ontology annotation, cellular component: membrane. Bases 1 to 957 code for a protein of 318 amino acids. Gene Ontology annotation, biological process: G protein-coupled receptor signaling pathway. Lineage: Eukaryota; Metazoa; Chordata; Mammalia; Eulipotyphla; Talpidae. Gene Ontology annotation, molecular function: odorant binding; olfactory receptor activity; G protein-coupled receptor activity.